Molecule: messenger RNA, 966 nt
Organism: Diospyros lotus (date-plum)
Lineage: Eukaryota; Viridiplantae; Streptophyta; Magnoliopsida; Ericales; Ebenaceae
Product: translation machinery-associated protein 22
Exons: 7
Coding region: 99-680 (193 amino acids)
Biological process (GO): formation of translation preinitiation complex; translation reinitiation
Molecular function (GO): translation initiation factor activity; mRNA binding
Source: RefSeq, a predicted model, not a curated record
UGCCACUCUCAAAUUUUAUUUUGUUUCCGUAGGUUGUACUUUAUUUGGAACAACUGAGACGCUUCUUGUUCUCUCGCAACAGUUCUUCCGCGGAGAGAAUGGCGGAAAAGCCCCAGCCGGUGCGAGUGCUUUACUGUCAGGUGUGUGGAUUGCCGGCUGAGUACUGCGAAUUCGGUUCCGAUUUCGAGAAAUGCAAGCCUUGGUUGAUCCAAAACGCCCCUGAUCUCUACCCUGAUAUUCUCAAAGAGGAAAACGAGAAGGAAGCUGAUAAAGUCUCCGACCGGCUCCAGACCACUUCCAUCUCUGAUGGAACUGCCCAUUCCGGUGGUUCUUCAACUUCCAAGCAAGAAGAGGUCAAACGCCUUCCUGGCGGGAAGAUAAAAAAGAAGGAGAAACAAGAAGUUGUUAUUGAAAAGGUUGUACGUAAUAAGCGAAAAUGCAUAACCACUGUAAAAGGCCUGGAACUUUUUGGUGUCAAACUUAGUGAUGCUUCGAAGAAACUUGGAAAGAAGUUUGCUACUGGUGCCUCCGUUGUUAAGGGGCCAACUGAAAAAGAGCAAAUUGAUGUUCAAGGAGACAUAUCCUAUGACAUUGUGGAGUUCAUUACAGAGACUUGGCCUGUUGUACCAGAAGCUGCAAUUUUCUUUAUUGAAGAUGGCAAAAAAGUUCCAGCCGCUUGACGCGCCUAGUUUGGAUAUAUUUUUUUGAUUUUAUGCUCUUCUGAGCCUUUGCAGCUCUUGCCUAACGUUGUUUUGCAACCUUGGAAUCAUGGUAACACAGCUCACAGUUUUGAACCUUCACCGCCGAAGUAACUGGUUUAUCCUCCUUUAUCUUUGAUCUUUUGCUGGUCCAAUAGGAUGCUUGCUUGUAGAAGGCUUUUCCUUUAUCAUAUAAGAAACAUGAUUUACUGAUACAGUAUAUAAUGUUUAUAUAUGAUAUUAUAUAUAUUUCCACUAUUGGAAGGAA